UAAUUGGAAGUAAACUAGUAUAAUAAGCUGUAUUUUCUGGAGUUAAACACACUGCACUGCACAUUAGGGAUCAUGUAGACUUCCAAGUUAAAAAAAAAAAAAUUAAAUACAAGAACCGUUGGUUGUUGCCGAAGAAAAAGCGAGAAUACAAUCGAAAGAAUAAUAUUCCGAGGAAGAAGAAGAGAGAAGAAAGGUAAUUGAACGGUAGACGCCAUAAGAGUAAGAGAGAGAGAUCAAAGGAAAUAUUAUUUUUCACACGCAAAGGGCUCUCUCUUGAUUAAAAGCCCUAAUGAGAUCCAUCGAUCAUCAUCGUCUAAUGGAAGAAUCGGCGGCUACGACGUCCUCCUCCUCUUCGUCGUCCCAUUAUUUCCCGAUUUUCACGAAUUACCCUCUGAUUUCCGCCGUCUUAGCUUUCACCAUCGCACAAUUCAUAAAAUUCUUCACAACCUGGUAUAAGGAGAAAAGAUGGGAUCUGAAACGGCUUGUUGGGUCUGGAGGAAUGCCUUCUUCACAUUCAGCCACAGUUACAGCUUUAGCUAUGGCUGUUGGUUUACAAGAAGGCUUUGGAGGAUCACAUUUCGCAAUCGCCUUGAUUCUUACAUGCAUUGUGAUGUAUGAUGCAACUGGUGUAAGAUUACAUGCUGGACGACAAGCUGAGGUUCUCAAUCAGAUUGUGUAUGAACUUCCUGCAGAGCAUCCGUUAGCUGAAAGCAGACCAUUGCGUGAACUUCUAGGUCAUACUCCUCCACAGGUAAUUGCUGGUGGAAUCCUUGGAACUGUCACAUCAGUUGUUGGAUACUUAGUCACCUUGAUAGCCAAGUAGCAUAAAAAAAUUCACCUUUUAAGUUUGGAAUUGCUCCAUCGUGUGUUAAACCCACUGUUAGGUAGCUGAAACAGCCAUGACAAGCGAAUGGACUCUGGAAACUUGACCCUAGUUUAUUUUUGUUAUUUUACUGUUCAGCUGUUAUGACAACAUAUUGAUUAUAGGUUUCAUCUUGUACGGAAGGUCAUUACACAGAUCUUUGAAGUGGUAAAGAGGAGCUUGUGCCCUUGGACUAUACAAACGAACAUGUUUAGAAUCAGCAUGAUCAAUACGUUUGAAACUCAUCUUUAUGAAAAGCUCUGUCUCUCUAUCGUGGAUCUUUGUUAAAUUGCAGAGGAGGGUCUAAUCCAAAAUUACUUCAAGCAAUGGAUCAUUUCUUCAAACUCUAGCAUAUAUGCCAAUGCCACCACGAAGCUUCAGCUCGUUUCCUUUUAACUUCCAUGAGUUUUGCCUAAAGAACUAAAUGCUGAUUUGCUCUAAUUCUUUGGUUCAUUAAACACAUACCUUAACAUUAACUUCUGUCUCCUCUGCCACUUUGAAGGUGGCACGAGCUAGCUGACAUGAUUCUUAUAAAGAUGGUAGCUUAAAGAAAGGAACACUCUCAACUUUUUCUGUCGACAUAACCUCCCGAGAAGAAAAAAAUACAAACAAGUCAAGACAAUUAUUGAGUCAUGGGAACUGAUUUAGUAGCUCUCGUGGAGAAUCUCACAUAUGAGGCAGAAGGAACAUACUGUCGUCUCCAACUUCUUUAAUGCUUAUUCGUGUAGAACUGUCUU
Thlaspi arvense is the source of this 1599-nucleotide messenger RNA. NCBI's taxonomy places the organism in Eukaryota, Viridiplantae, Streptophyta, Magnoliopsida, Brassicales, Brassicaceae. The record is from the annotation of a GenBank genome assembly.